CGCGAUGAAGGCACCCCACUCCCAGUUCCUUCUCACCGACUAACUACUAGUGAAUGGCGGAGCGGCCUCCAUCUCUCAUCUAGCUAAUGACUCCCUCUCUACGGCUCUUCCAGCUCGUAUUCUGUUUUUCACGACUUUCCUCACCUUCCUUGAGUGCAUUUGAAGGCCUAGGACUGCACCACAAAUUUGACACCUCGUCAACGGACCUUCACGACUUUCUUUAAAUAAUCAUUCCAAGGUGUCUUGACCAACUAGUGACAGAAGGUUAUACUCUUCAACUAAUGCGGACAACACUUCGAGCAAACGUUCAAGGACCUAUCGCCAUGGCGGCAACUGCAGGCACGUCCGGUUCCGGUGAGCCUGAUAUGGCUCUCGUAGGUGAGCUAUUCGAAGAAAUGUCUCGACAUCCACCUGCAAUCCAGGCAAGGAAGCUACUUGUGGAGCACUAUAUCUCCGUAGGUUGGUUAGACGCCGCUAUGGAAAAUGCAAAAGAGUUGAAGAAGCUAGCUCCAAGAGAUGCCGAUGUCACUGGAUUCAUGGAUAUCCUCAACAAGAAGCCGGAACCUCCAGUGACAGUAACAGAAUCCGCGCCGGCCAAAUCUGCACCGAAGCCAGCGCCGCCAUCAGUGCCCAUCAAGAGGAAGCCUAUACCCGUGCAACUACCCGCCAACCUGGAACACGCAAAGAAAGACCUAGAGGAAGGCUACAAGACAUUGCGGGACAAGGCUAAAUUCCUAAUAGUGGAUCUGUUGCAUCUACAAGCACUCCAGAAGAAGCAAGGACUACCCCAGUCAAAAAACUUUGGACAGAUUCAAGGCAUUGUCGACGGGCGAAGCUCUAGUGCUGUUGUUAAGGCCCAUGCUCCUGGUAGCGCAAGAUCAGUGGCGCGGCUUAUCCAGGCAGAACCGGAGAAGGCAACCGAGCUCACCAUCAGCGAUCUGGAGGGGAUGAUGGACUGGAUACGAGCACCUCACGGCAAGGCUUCCGGCAAAGACAAUGAUGCAAUUCGGGAUGCACUCGCUAAGCGUGUACAUGCAUUGGAGUCAGCCCUGCCCGAAGGACUCAAGGUUCAUCCAGAGAUUGCACUCAUGCAUAUCGAACAUGAGUUCUUGAAGACGAAGAACUACGUCAAUGAUGAGACUAUGCUAGGUGAUGCUAUAAUCGACAUCCCAAGGGAGAACUUUUGGGUCACAGAAGAUGGCUAUGCAUGGGAUAUGGAUGAACUUGCCCAGGCCAUCAAGGCAAACGGCGGCGUGAUGCGUAACCCUCUUAGCAGACAGAUGUUUACGCCGAAAGAUAUCCGAGGGAUAGUUUCCCAUCCAGAAGGCAGACAGUUAGCAGCCUUGCAGGUUCAGCAGCAUGAGAUGUCAAAAGGAGUACGGCCUGCAACGAUCGAGCAUUUGGAGAAACUGGGCAAGAUCCUGCUCGAGGAUCAAUCAAGCGACCAACUACCUAGUCGCCAUGCGAUUGACGAGUUUAUGGCAUAUUGCGCAACAUUACCUGAGGCAGAACAGAAGUGUAUGGAUGGGCUAAAAUGUCCCGCCAAAGACAGUCACACCGGUCAGGCAUAUGACUUCACCAUUGGAGAGGCCGUGCGGGAUGCCAAAGGCAACAGAGUGUGUUUCCACAAGACUGGAGACUUCAUACAGCAAGCAGCCCGCCAUCUCCGCCAGAAUCGAGGCGCACCCCCGGAUCCAGAGAAGUGUGCAGUGAUGUAAUGAUUCAUAUCCGGUCAAACUAGGUGUUAGGGAGAGCGGCCAGUUAAUCAAGACCGCUAAGAUCGUAUAGAUACCAUUAUACUGCAUAUUACUUCACGUGCUCCAAGUAGGAGCAGGAUUCCAUGUAUUCCGCUUCGACACCCAAUCCUGAUUGGAACACGGUUUUUCAUAUGGCCUCUAAUCUUAGUUCACCUGAGACAUAAGCUGUGGGAUCCAUGGUGCACAGCUCAAAUUCGCAAUGCUUUUGGUGAGAAAAACGAAAAGGGCGCAAGAAAGGGCCAAGACACCGGCUCUUUUUCCUGCUUUCG
Messenger RNA from Lindgomyces ingoldianus, 2026 nucleotides. RefSeq lists its product as uncharacterized. The annotation marks the transcript as partial. NCBI's taxonomy places the organism in Eukaryota, Fungi, Ascomycota, Dothideomycetes, Pleosporales, Lindgomycetaceae. The record is from RefSeq and is a predicted model, not a curated record. The transcript is spliced from 2 exons.